Molecule: messenger RNA, 1290 nt
Organism: Gastrolobium bilobum
Lineage: Eukaryota; Viridiplantae; Streptophyta; Magnoliopsida; Fabales; Fabaceae
Exons: 4
Coding region: 252-701 (149 amino acids)
Source: RefSeq, a predicted model, not a curated record
AUUCAUAAACCCUAAUCCCUGCAGCGAUGUUGGUCUUUGUCAUCCCUGACUUGAGCACUAGAUUUGCUAGCCAGUGUGAACAUUUGUUCCCGUUUCAGCAGUGUCCUUGAAUUUCCCAAUCUUUGUUGAUCCAGUUCUGAAUUUCCUUGACAACAUUGGAGUCCCUACUACGAUUGGGUUACGUUCCUCUCUUUCUUCUUGCUGAUAAUUUUGUACAGCAAUUCAGGUCUUACAAUCCUCGAUUUGAUCCUAUGAAGGGAGGACACUUGAAGAUGAAAAGAUUGAAAAACAUGGUAGAGUUGGAUCAAAAUAGCGAGAUUAGAGUUGGAGAUGUGACUUGGCUUUGCUCCCUUUCAGAGUUCGAGAUUGAUAUGCUGAUUAGCUUGAAACUGCUGAUCAUUCAGCGUGCAAAAAUGAUAGGCUGUGAUGAACUGGCUAAUAAAUUCGACCUUAAGAUGAUUCGAGCCAUAGCACUUGUUUUGAUGGAACAUCUGAAAACACAGUUAAAAGAUUCAUCACUUAUCCCAGAUACAGUCAAAUCUACUGAUUUUUUAGAUGCUUGCAACUUAUUAAAAUGCAAUAAUGACGUUGCUGCAACUAUGGAAGAGCUAAGUACAAAUGUUGGUGUUGAUAUACAAACAUUUCUGAGAAGUCCACCAACUUCCAAACGAAAGAAGCAGAAAGUUGGAAGCAGAGAAUAAAAGGUUGAGCUGAUCUUGGAGUACCUGAAAUUUCUAGCUUAUCCUUAUGACAAGGCCUCAAUAUUUUCUGUAGAAGCUCUGAUUUUAAGUGACCUCCUCAUUGGCAAAUACACAGUAGUAUAGGUUGUUUAUAGUUUUUGGUUUUUGACAAUUUUAUUUUGCUAUUUGCAUAGCAGAGAAACAGCUGGAGCAAAUUUGCAAGUUAAAUUUAGAAAAUUGUUGCUAAAAUGUGUAGCAAAUGCGUAAGCCAAUGCAAAUUUUGGAGGUAAUGAGAUGUGGGAGCUGACUUUUGUACGUGUAAAGAACCAAUUCAACCCAAAAGCUUAAGCUUAUGGAUGAGGCUAUAUUAAUGGCUUUAUAUAUAUUUCUAACACGUUCCCUCACACGAGAGUCCAUUGGGCUUGAAGGGUGAGUAAUGCACAGGUCAACUUACCUACUUGUGCUAAGAAAAUUCACAAGAGAAAGUGGGGGUUGGUGAGAAUCGAACUCGAGAUACCGAGGCUCUGAUAAUAUGUAAAGAACAAAUUCAAUCCAAAAGUUUAAGCUUAUGGAUGAAAUUAUAUUAAUGGUUUUAUAUAUCUCUAGCAGU